Messenger RNA from Acaulospora morrowiae, 254 nucleotides. NCBI's taxonomy places the organism in Eukaryota, Fungi, Glomeromycota, Glomeromycetes, Diversisporales, Acaulosporaceae. The record is from the annotation of a GenBank genome assembly.
AGAAUAUUCAAAUGUUAGGGUGCACAGCCGUGCUCAAUCUCGGGAUAAGACGGCAGCAGAAAAGAUUAUACGUUCGACUGUUUUAACCCCAACCAAUUUGCUUUUUGAUUGUGUUUUAACCGUUAUUAAAUUUGGAAAUUUGAUUAAUGGUUUGUUCUCACAAGUGCUACAGUGCAACAUCCAUCUUAGAUCAUUAGCUAUUUUAGGAUCUGCGCAACAUUUGCUUACAACCAACCCCCUAGAUGCACGCCACC